AUGGGGUCAAGAAGGAUUUCACAAUCAAGUAUCUUCUCGAGAUCACUUCAUAGUAUCUUGGAUACUAAGGAAGAGCAGGAAGACCACACUCGCCCAAGGACAGCCGACAACAGCUCUAUCUGCCCACGGACAGCAGAUAGUUUCUCUAAGUUGGGUGGCAAGACAACCAGGCGAGUUCAAUCCACAGAGUCUCAUGAGAGCAUUUCAUCGCGGAGACAUUGCAGCUCAUCAAGGUCCGUCAAUCUCGGGCAAGCGCGGUUGGAGGCGAGGAGGAUAGGAAACCUGGCGAUCCAAGAAGAGAGGCUGAGGCAGGGGUCCUUGCGCGACAAUUCCUUCAUACGACAAGUUCGCGUCUUCCGAAAGAUCAACGAAUCGAAUGGAUGGAAGGAGCCUGGAUUCCAAGACAUCGUGGCGAAGCUGAAGAGUGAGAUGCACAGUAAGUACAGGACGGGGUUUGGAGUGCUUCGGGCUACGAUCAACGAGCUCGACUCUGAACUGAGUCAUCAGACGGAAGAGAACUUCGAGGAGUCCCUCCUGCAUGCUUCUCAUCCGCACGUCCACAGGAGAGAUGCGUUCAGGACAGAUCAGUCAGACAUGUACAAUUCUCUGCUGGAAGCAGAUCUUCCGGAGUCGAUGAGAUACGAUCAGCUCAAGUCUCAGAACCUCUCUCUGACCCUCACCAUCAAAGAUAUCAAGGCUGUUUUCCCGCAGAGCUCGCACAGCAGGGUAGUGCUGGUGGUCUCUUGGGACGAGGAUACAAGGAUCGUUCCCUUGAGCCCCACUGUUGAUCGCUCGAAGAAUGUCACCAAAGUCGAAUCCGCGCAGAAAAUCACUCUAGAAUUCUCCUUGGAUGGGAACCUUGCGGAGUUUCCGCUGUACGUCGGACUUCACAGGCCUCGUGUGCUCAAGUCAAAGUCUAUCAGGCUAGCUGGAAACCCCUUGGGCGUUGAAUGGGAGGUGGUCAAUCCUGUGCGAUCGAUCAACCUUGAAGUGUUCGGCGGGAACAUUUCCUGCCUCUCGGGGUUUUCCAUCGACUUCGAGGACAUUCCAAGGAACAGGCUUGUUUCAGCUUGCCUGCCGCUUUCCCCAGAGGUUCCUCUCUUCCGACUCGAGAGCUUCCAAGUUGAGGACUUUGACAACUGCGAAGGAGCGAGAGGCUAUUACGACCUCGUGGAGACAGAAUUGACCGAGAGCAAACGGAUCCUGCGCACCAGCUCGACCAUUUCGAUUACUAGGACAACCUCCAACAUGUCGACGACGCAAACGCCUUCGACCUUCGCUCCUGUCAGAACCUCUUCGACCAUGUCGACAGCACAGUCUUCGACCUUCGCUCCUGUCAGAACCACUUCAGCCAUGUCCGUAGCCCGAACCUCGUCGGCAGCUCACCAACGCAUGCUGCUGUUUCUCCUCCUCUUCUCUACCAUGUCAAACUCUCUUCCUCCUGGGGACAUUCGCGGCUUGUUCGGCCAUUUCCACUACAGGAAAAUGACAGGGUCUCAGCUUACAUUCACUGGGAACGAGCCCUUGCUGCGAAUACCCAACGUGGGGUUUUCAGUCUGCCUGUCACGGGAAGGUUUAGUGCCUGCAAAGCCCGAGGAGAACAUUUCUGCCAGCGAGGCUGAGAGAUUGAGGGGUGCAUUUCCCUUUGCGUCAUCGCUGCUGCAGCUGGAUAGGAAGAAGCUCGAGAAGGCGCUGGGAGGCGCGAGCGCGAGGAGCAAGGAGAUCGACAUGCUUGCGUCGGGAUAUCGUGAGAGGAGGAGAGAAAGGGAGAGAGAGGAGAGAAAGAGCAGAGAGAGGGAGUGGGAGGAUAGGAUAGGAGAGGAGUAG
Messenger RNA from Guillardia theta CCMP2712, 1827 nucleotides. RefSeq lists its product as hypothetical. The record is from RefSeq and is a predicted model, not a curated record. The transcript has 12 exons. Lineage: Eukaryota; Cryptophyceae; Pyrenomonadales; Geminigeraceae. Bases 1 to 1827 code for a protein of 608 amino acids.